UUUCACUCCAGAAAAUUGAAAGCACCUUGACUCUUUUUAGGGGAAAAGCUAGGUGAAAUGUGGUUGUGUUCAUCUGAUUGGCCACUUACUCCCCACCUUGGUGCUUUCAUGAAACAUUUGCACACCUGAAGAAAUCCCUUUAUCCUUGUGGUAUUAUAUAAAUUAAUGAUUAACAGGAGAAACAUUUGUUUUUGAAUAUUCCACAAAUGAGAACCCCAAAUAGUGGUAUUUGGCUUGGAAUUAGAUCAGAUAUUAUGGUUUAACCUCACAGCAAAAUUUCCAGGACUGGGCUUUCCUCACACCAAGAGGGCUUUUCGUAUACCAAGGAGAGGAAGAGGUGAAGUCAGAAAAUCAAGAGGCCAAAAACUUCAGUUCAUCCCCAAACUGCUCAAAAGACAUUUCUGCCAAGAAGAAAAGAUGAGUUUUUAGGGAGCUUGAAGAAAAUAAGUUAACAAAAUGAAGUCAUUGGGCUAACCCGGAUGGAUGUCUGCUCUGCGACAGACCGUGGACUCUCGGCCCUGAGUGGGGACAGGAGUUGCUCUGUCUGAGGAGGAAUAUGGUCAGGCCCCUCCCUGGGGCUGUGCCCUUGCCUUCAUUUACCCCAGGCUAAAUUGGUGCUUUCAUCCUCUUUCAGUCCUUCAGCCACCAUGAAGUUGCCAGUAGGACUGGCGGUCCCUAGUCCUCCAGAUACAUCUCACCAUCCCCACCCAAAACCUACUUGCAAGCUCCUUCCCCUUCUUUCCCACUUCUUCCCACCACUCACUUCCACCUCAUAGUUAUCCUCACUCUUCUCAUCCAGACAUCCCGCUCACCCCUACCAAGCCCCUCUGAAUUAGCAAGGAGGACAAGGAGCCUGGGGAGUUGGAGGGGGGGACAUUCUCACAGAAUAUGUAGUUAAGUCACCAAGCUCUGAGGACACCAUUCCUGCCCAGUUCAGGCCUGGGCCUCACACCUCUCUCAUGGAUCACUCUAUCCCCUGAUCUGGGUUCCCUUCCUCUACUCUGGCCCUCCAACAUCUAUACCACAAAUGGACUGCUAUAAUGAACUCUUGAAAAGAGAUGCAAACUUGUCAAAACUUCCAAAGGAUCAACUUAAAACUCCAGGUAUGGCAUUCAAGGCCCUUCCUAGGAACCUCUAAUUUAUCUUUGCACCUUCAACUCCCAAUAUUUACCCUCUACCUACAUUAAACCUGGCAUGUUCACCAGACACGACCUAUUUAUUCCCACCUCUGCCAGAGUGUCCUGUCCCUCUUUACACGGCUCUUUACCUGCUGGACAAACGCCUUACCACCUCAAAAUCCAUGUGGUAGGUUAAAUAUGGCCACAAAUUUUUGGAACUACUCUUCAUCCUUUGUAUCUGGAUUGGUCUUGUGACUUGCUUCGAUCAACAGAAUGUGGUGGAAGUGACAUGUUGCAAGUUCUGAAGCCCAGGCCUCAAGAAGGCUCGUAGUCUCCACCGUCACCAUCUUGGAAUCCUGAGACCCACAUGCCCUGAAGCAGCCCAGGAUGAAAGAGUCCACGAGAGUGAGCCCAGCCGCCAGAGUUGAGCCCAGCUCCCAGCUUACACGUAGCUGAACAGAGCCACAUGAGAGAGCCCAGAUGGCUUUUCACCGCCGCAGGUCCAUGAAAUCCAAGCUCCUGGCCUGCCUUCUGGUGGGUGUGAGUUUCUUGGCCCUGGGUCAGUGGUUCCUCCAAGUGUCCACGUCUCAGCAGGAGAAGGUGAGGGAUGGCUCCCAGUCAGCUGUGGGUGUGACCCCUGCCGUGCCACCGUCCGCAUCCAGCCCAGGGCCCGCGUGCAUGGCCAAUGCCUCCGUGAAUGCCACGGCCGACUUUGAGCAGCUGCCCGCGCGCAUCCAAGACUACCUGCGGUAUCGCCACUGCCGCCAUUUCCCGCUGCUCUGGGACUCGCCAGCCAAGUGCGCGGGCGGCCGCGGGCCUUCCUGGCUGCUGGCCGUGAAGUCGUCGCUGCUGUACCCGCUGGAGGCGCGCGAGCACAGCGACGUGCUGCAGUGGGCCUUCGCCGACACCUUCCUCAACCUCACGCUCAAGCACGUGCACCUGCUCAACUGGCUGGCGGUGCGCUGCCCGCAUGCGCGCUUCCUGCUCAGCGGCGACGACGACGUCUUCGUGCACACCGCCAACGUGGUCAGUUUCCUGGAGGCGCAGCCGCCCGACAGCCACCUCUUCGUCGGGCAGCUCAUGAGCGGCUCUGUUCCCAUCCGCGACAGCUGGAGCAAGUACUUCGUGCCCCCGCAGCUCUUCUCGGGGCCGGCCUACCCGGUGUACUGCAGCGGUGGCGGCUUCCUCCUGUCCCACUACACAAUCCAGGCCCUGCACCGGGCCGCCCGCCACACCCCGCUUUUCCCCAUCGACGACGCCUACAUGGGCAUGUGUCUGGAGCGCGCCGGCUUGGCUCCCAGCGGUCACGAGGGCAUCCGGCCUUUCGGCGUGCACAUGCCUGGCGCCCGGCAGCCCUCCUUCGACCCCUGCGUGUACCGCAAUCUGCUGCUUGUGCACCGCUUCGCGCCCUACGAGAUGCUGCUCAUGUGGAAGGCGCUGCACGAUCCCGGGCUGAGCUGUAGCCAAGGGCACAGGGUCUCCUGAGGCCGGGUGGGCUGCGGUGGGUGGGUAAGCAGCCUCUACACGGGAUGCUUUCUGGAUACCUUCUUUCCUAUCCAGCUCCCUGCACCUGAAUUCGAGCCACAAACCAGAAUCACCUGGGUGAAGAGGGUGGAAAAUGCCUAAAUCCUGGCCACAUCUCCAAAAGUGUCCCCAGACUUCUAGGUACUGUUAAAGUUCUUUUGGGGAUUCGAAUGUGCAGCUAGAAAAGAAGCCCACUGGGCAUGGGAGCAUCUGUUAUCCUUCCAAACCCACCUCCAUCACCCCCUCUACAGCUUUCCAGGACACCCACCUCAAAUCACUGUAGACAAUGGAGCAAGAGAGGGGUGAAGAGCCAGGAUUAAAUGUCACCUGCAGGUGCAGUACACGUGAGUUGUCACUUCAUCAUUUCCUCCACAAUUGCAUGGAACUGAACGGACAGCCAUCAUCAAAACCAGCAGUCACAUCAUUCUGACCUCUGCUUCCAUUGGCCCCAUAUCCUCCUCUGACUCUCCUGCUUCCCCUUUCACUUAUAAAAACUCUUGUGGUCACAUUGGGCCUCUUGGAUAAUCCAAGAGAGUCUCCUUGUCUUAAGGUCAGCUGAUCAGCAAUCUUAAUUCCAUCUGCAAACUUAAUUCCCCUUUGCCCUGCAACCUAAUGUAUGCACUGUAUGUUCUGGAGAUUAGGACGUGGACAUCCCUGGCGUGUGCACAGACCUCACUGCUGCAAAUAACUGGUAACCCAAGUCAAAAUGGCUCAACAUAGAAAGUCAUUUAUUACAGUUAAGUAGUCUGGUGGGAGGGAGGCUCCAAAGCUGGUGAAUUCAAUGACUGCAUGAUGCCAUCAUGGACGCAGGCUCCCCCACCUUUCUGCUUUGCCAUCCUCAGGACACUAUUCUUCUCGGCCACAAGGUGGUUGCUGCUCUUCCAGACAUCCUGUCCAUUUGGAAGGAAGGAGCUCUUCCAAAAGCCCCCGGAAGACAUCCUCUAAUAUCUUACUGGCAAACAACAGUAUCUACCUUUGUUUUCUGCCAAGCUAACUUGCCCUGGGGACCACCCCUCACCAAUUCUAUGUGGUUUUGGGGAAACUGUCAUUCACAUUACACAAUCUCCCCCAGCAACAGUGGUUGGAACGUACUCAUGUACCAUCCAAAAAGCGAUUCUGAGUCCUUUUGGUGGGGUUUCAUGUGGACACUGGAAGAAAGUUUUCUCUUCCAUUAGCAUGGCUGGGCUGGGAUGAUGUAAGCUGAGCUGCCAGCUGCUAUCCUGCCCAGGCUGGUGGGGAGAGCCCCUCUGCAGUGGGAGAGGGAAGGCCCACACACAGGGGAAGCAGAGAGAAAAAGAGGGGAGGCAGAAACUGGAGGAUCUCCUUGGGACCCUGAGUGGCCAUGCUUGAAGUUAGGAUAGCUGGGCUUCAUUUAGGAGAAACAGUAAAUUCCCUGGGGGCUUACAUCAUUUGGGGAUUUUAUCAUUUGCAAUAAAAAAAUAUCCACUAGAACCGUGGUCUGGCCUGAUCACCAGCAGUCAGCCUCCUCCUUUUCUCUCUUCAAGGACUCAGAAUCUACCCCGAAUCCCCACCAAGAGACCUUCAUCCAACCCCUGAUGCAUAUCCAGCUGCCUCAGUAGUCAUCUGGUCUUGAAUAUACUGCAGGCACCCUGACUGAAGCCUCUCUCAAGCCUGCCCCUCGACCAACAUUCCCAUCUCGGUAAAUGGCAGUAUCAUGCCCUGAUUUGUCCAAGCCAAGACUGGGAGGGGGUAUCUCAAACUCCCCCUCUCCCCAUCUGAUCAAUCACCAAGUUCCAUAGACUUUACCUCUAAAAUCUCUCUCCACCUCCAUCUCUGUGGACACCAGCCUGGCCUAGGCUACCAGCAGCUCUCACGUGGGCCUCAGCCAGAGGCACCUAGGGAUCCAUUCUCCACUCUGCAGCCAAAAGGCAGAUCUGCUCACAUUUUGGGCCUUCCUAAACUCUGCCCCUGCUGUCCUCAGAUGGUAGGCAGACUCUUGACUGGACUGGUUGACCUGCGUUCCUUGCCUUCAGCUGAUCUCUCUUCACUCUGCCAGGGCUCAUGGAACCUCUGGUGUUCAGUGCACUGUCUUGCCUCUAGGCCUUCCCACAUGCUGUUUCCUUGCCUGAAACACCUUUCCACUCUCACUUCAUUAGACAGAAACUUCGAUAUAAGGUUAAGUAUCAUUCCUUGGAGAAGCCUUUCCCAACCCUUGUCCCAGGGCACAGAGCUGCCCAGCACCGCCUCUCCUCACCUCCUGCCUGGUUAUGGCUCUGAAUUCCCCGGAGUCCCCAGCAUCUGCCACUGCCCCUGAAAUUCGGUGUCUGUGUUAGUUUCCUACUGCUGCUGUGACAAACAACCGUGCAGAUGUACUGUCUUACAGUUCCGUAGGUCAGAAGUCUGACACAAGCCUCAUGGGGCUAAAAUCAAAGUAUCAGCAGGACUGCAUCCCUUGCUGGCAACUCCGAGGAGGAUCUAUUUCCUGGUCUGUUUUUUCCAGCUUCUAGAGGCCCCUUCUGCCAUCUUCAAAGCCAGAAUGAUGGCCUCCCUCUCUGACUCUUCAGCCUGCACCUUCCACUUUUAAGGACCCCUGUGAUCACAUUGGGUCCACCUGGUAAUCCAGGAUUAUCCUCCUGUCUUAAAGUCAGCUGAUCAGCAACCUUCAUUCCAUCUGUAACCUUAAUGUUCUUUUCCCAUGUAAACUUACAUAUUCAUAAGUUCCAGGGAUUAGGGUGUGGACAUCUUUUGGGGGCCAUUAUUCUACUUACCUCAGUAUCCAAUACAUAUUUGUUGAAUAAAUGAGCCAUAAUGAAAUAAUGAACAAAAAUUAAUAAAUAAACAAAUGUGCAUCCUUCAAGCAGACCUCCUUGAUGCAGACUGCUACCUGGACAGUUGAGUGUCACUGACACUGAAUUCCUGUUUCUCCAGUUGCCAUUUUUCAAGUGUUUGUCACAGAUAAGAAAACAAGAAUGCUGAGGCCAGGAGAGGACACCUCUGUGUCCUUUGGAAAAUCUGAAUUCUGUGCUUUGACUACAUCCUCCCAUUUUCCUGACAGGCAGGUGGAUUAUUCCCACUUUAUGGGCAAAGAGAUUGAUUCAGGAACGUCACAGUUCAGAAGAGUCAGAAUGCCGCAGUUAUGGGACUGCUGUGUUACUCUGGGUCCUGGUCACCCCAUGUCUGGACUGCUAGCGUCACCAGGCCCAGGGAAGGCCCGCGGCUCACACAGCCCUAGCACCGCCUGAUGUCCCCUAGCUCACCCCGCCUGGCUCAUCGGGCACUUUUGCGCCCCGAGGCCGCCAGGGGGCGCGCCCCGCACACGGUUUCCGCGCAGAGGCUGAUGGUUGGUCCUUGGGCCACGUAAAGCCCGUGAUCCCAACCAACUCCCUUAAUCCGGACAGCGUUGCUAACAAGGACUCCUCAAGAGCAAAGAAAA
This is a messenger RNA of Vicugna pacos (alpaca), 6036 nucleotides long. Lineage: Eukaryota; Metazoa; Chordata; Mammalia; Artiodactyla; Camelidae. The record is from RefSeq and is a predicted model, not a curated record.